This is a messenger RNA of Antechinus flavipes (yellow-footed antechinus), 6158 nucleotides long. It is a transcript of the gene LRRC55, whose product is annotated as leucine rich repeat containing 55. Gene Ontology annotation, cellular component: voltage-gated potassium channel complex. Bases 1163 to 2101 code for a protein of 312 amino acids. The transcript has 3 exons. The record is from RefSeq and is a predicted model, not a curated record. NCBI's taxonomy places the organism in Eukaryota, Metazoa, Chordata, Mammalia, Dasyuromorphia, Dasyuridae. Gene Ontology annotation, molecular function: potassium channel activator activity; transmembrane transporter binding; voltage-gated potassium channel activity.
CAGCCUUCGUACCAGCUGAGUUUCAAGAAUAGGCUUUUGGGUGCUCUGAACUUUCCUCUGAGCGCCCCUGUCUCUCAGCCCAUCUAAGAGAAGAGGGGUUGAAAGGGACAGAAGGAUAAAGCCUCAGGAGGUGCUGGCCAGGGAGCCCGGAGACAUGGAGGAGGAGAGGGAGGGGGAGGGAAAGAGAAAAGGAGGGAAGGAAGGCAAGCUGUUCUCCUGAAACAACCUGGGAUUCCAAGAGGGAAAUCCUUGUCUGCCUCCACACUGAUCGCAGCGUUCCUGGGCCAGAAUGAUGCAGUGGGGACUUCUAACCACUCCCUGCUGAAUACAGGAAAAGAACACGGGACUAGGAGCAAGUUCACCAUUAAGCACAGAAUUGACUUAGAGGGAAAGCUUUGGAUUCUCCCUUUGGUGACUUCACCUGUGGUCUUGGAUCUUCGGGACUCGUGGUCUAUCCCAACCUUCCCAAUAACACACAGAAGCCAUCUUCUCAGGCGAGUGUUUUUCUGGUCCUGUUCUCCUUAGCACAGGAAACGUUUCCCUUGCAAAGGACCUGCCACCUUCUGGUGGGACCCAUGGAGACCCACUUCAACCUGGGCAUCCUUCCCAGGAGGCUAAUCCCUUGUCUCUCUUUGAUUAUUAAAUAUCUCCACAAGAUGGGUUCUGCAGCCCUGAGUGCUAGGAUUCAAAGGACUGGGUUUGCCCCCUAAGAGAUUUCAGGGGCUUGGAGUGAGUGCUGGGACUCACUAGGGGUGGGGAAGGUGCCAAAUUGAACCUUCAGCCCUCCUCCUGUUUCUCCAGUCGGACGUUUAACCAAGAAUAUCUUUUGAUCUUUGAGAAUUUUCAAUGGCCCAGAGUAUCCCGGGGCAUAGGUUCAAGGACUGCUGCCAGCUGGUCCCACUGGAUGUCUCCCUUGGUUUCCACAGUCUUGACCAUCUUCCCCAAACCCCCGGAGCCUUGGCGGAGCCUCCCUGUAUUCCCACCAGGUGCCACCAAAGGAACCCUGCCGGUGCUUCUCACCUGGGGAGCCCUUUCAUGCUUCCCAUGCUCCCAGGCUGGCCAGAGCCAAUGACAGUCCAUGGACAGAAGCCCCACCUCCCCCAGCCCCUGGCCACAAUGUAGCUGCCUUUUUGCCCCAGUGACUAUUCUCUGAGACAGGGUGAUGGGCUCCUCUUGGUCAUGCUGCUGCUGGCAGAGGACUGAAAUGGGCCCCGUUUGGUCCCAGCUGGUCCGACCCUGCUCUCUGAAGCCAGCCCUGCUGCUGGCCUCCCUCCUUUUUACGGCAGGGCUGGCCCUGGCCGACGCUGUGGCCAGCUGCCCGGUCCUGUGUACCUGCCGCAGCCAAGUGGUCGACUGCAGCAGCCAGCGCCUUUUCUCUGUGCCUCCUGACCUCCCACUGGACACUCGAAACCUCAGCCUAGCCCACAAUCGCAUCGCCACUGUUCCACCGGGCUAUCUCACCUGCUAUGGGGAGCUCCGGGUGCUGGACCUGCGGAACAACUCCCUGGUAGAGCUGCCCCCUGGGCUCUUCCUCCACGCCAAGAGACUGGCCCACUUGGACCUGAGUUACAACAACCUCAGCCACAUCCCUGCUGACAUGUUCCUCGAGGCUCAAGGGUUGGUCCGAAUCGACCUGAGCCAUAAUCCCUGGCUGAGAAAAGUCCACCCGCAGGCCUUCCAGGGUCUCUCCCAGCUCCGAGAACUUGACCUCAGCUAUGGGGGACUGGCUUUCCUCAGCCUCGAGGCCCUCGAGGGUCUGCCUGGACUAGUGACCCUCCAGAUUGGCGGGAACCCCUGGGUAUGUGGCUGUACCAUGGAGCCCCUCCUGAAGUGGCUGAGAAAUAAGAUUCAGCGCUGUACAGCAGAUUCCCAGCUGGCCGAGUGCCGCGGCCCCCCAGAAGUGGAGGGUGCCCCACUGUUCUCCCUCACAGAGGAAAGCUUCAAAGCUUGUCACCUGACCUUGACACUCGAUGACUACCUAUUCAUUGCCUUUGUGGGUUUCGUGGUCUCCAUCGCUUCUGUGGCCACCAAUUUUCUCCUGGGGAUCACCGCUAACUGCUGCCAUCGUUGGAACAAGGCAAGCGAAGAGGAAGAGAUCUGACUCUGUUUCUCUGGUUUCCCUCCAUGUUGCUAAGUGCUGCUGCCCCCAACAGCUAGGCCGGCAAGGAGGAGAUCACGGGCCCCAUUCCAUGCCAGCUCCAUGGCUUCCCUCCCUCCAACCACCGUCACUGUUAAAAUGAGAUUAGUCAUCAGGGGCUGAUGCCAAUUGUCUACCAACCCUGAUGCCAAUCUGCCAGCUAUUGGCUCUGCUGACUCCUGAUAGCUGAAAGCUCAGAAACCUUCGAUGCUAACCCUUUCCCAUGCCAUGGGCUCCUUCAAGCCCAUUAGGCUGCCUCCUACUUGGCUACUGCCACCAAGAAAGAAAACACUUUCCUGGCUUUUGCCAGUCUAUUUCUCCAUCCAUUGAAAGAUUAAAGUAAUCGCCCAGAAUAAUGGCUAUUCUCAAAGCCCCAUUUCCCGUCCUCCUCACUUCAGGGUAAGGAGCUCUAACCCCUAGAAGAAUGCCAUCCUGGGACUCUUGCCCAUGUAAACUACACAGGGCAAAGAACUCUGUCAGUGAAGGACAGAAUUAUAACUAAGAUGGGGCCAUCAGAGUGUGUCCCCAGUGUACCAAAUGUAAAAGGUACAGCCAGCAUUUAUACUUCAGCAGCAUAAAUACAACUGAACUUAGCAACUAGUUAACAGGAAUAAUCAUUUAAAAUAUACCAUUGAUAUUUCAACUUAUCCUCCCUCCCCAAAACUAAAUUGGUCUUCAAAAAUUUAACUUAAAGACAUAUUUUGUAAGCCUUACUCUAAAUUUACCCCAGGCCCCAAACUUGCUAGUUAGAUUCUGGUAAAGGUGAUAGAGGAGAUAGAUAUGGAAUGAAAAUACCCGAGUGGAGGUGGAGGUGGGGGAGGCAACAGAAAGAGGAAUCAAGUAGUCUAGGACAUCAAGUUAGCCACUUUACUUUCACUUGUUAAGUGGCACAUUUUCCUGAGAAGCCUCCCCCCAGGGUAAUACAAGUUUCUCUAAGUGGCUGAUCUAACUUUCUAUUCAUUUUGAUUAGAGAUUAACAUAAACCCCUUUUUGGAUUAACCAAGUCCAACAAACAAUUACAAAGAGCCUCCCCAGUUUAGAGGAAAGUGGUACUGAUGCAAAGAUAAGUGAAAGUCCUUCCUGCCUUCAAGGGGUUUACAUUCUAUUGGAAUGAGAACUUCUGUGAACAAUUGAGUACCCACAGGCUAAUUUGGGGAGAAGGAAAGGGAAUGCUAAUGAUUGAGGUCACCCAAAAAGGUUUGCAUGAGAAGAGUUGAGUCUUGAGGAAAACUGAAGGGUUCUUCUAAGGCCAGUAGAGAGCAAAUCUGGCAGGGUAGAGAUGGGAGAGAUGAUGUCAGUCUAAGCAAAGGCAUUGAGAUGGGAAAUAGAAUAAGGAACUGAAAAAGAACAAGUUGGUGAUUUUUGUUUGGAUAGUGGGGAGGAGGGGAGUAAGAAGGGGAAAACCUGGAAAAGGACAUUGGAGCCAGAUUUCCAAUGGCUGGAAAGCAUUAAAUGCCCAGCUGAAGAGUUAGUAUUUGAUCCUAAAGGGGAUCUUUGAGCAAAUGAGUGACAUGGGCUAAUGCAGAGUGAGUUAAAUUUAUAGAUCUAGUUUAAGGAAGGUAGGUCCAGAGGAGCAUAUCCUGGAGAGUCAUUCACCUAGUCAACAAGAUGAGUAUUUCCUAAGCACUUGGGAAAUACAGUAUCCUAGGCGUUGCAUAUUCUUAAAUGCUUGCCAUGCUGUUCUGCACACAGUAGGCUUUUGACAAAUGUUUGCUGCUCUCUUUAUUGAUUGGAGAGCUAAGUCACAGCCUUUGAGAUUAAAACAAUGGAAACAGGUGGGCAUAGAGAAUGGAGCAGGUGGCCCCAAGAAUGCUCAGGCAUGGGUACCACUAGUUCAAUGAGCCAGAGAUAAUGCUCAUCCCAACACUCCCAGGUUCUAUGCUCACCAGGACCAGUGAACAUUGUCACAUUUGUCACUUGGUGGAUUACAGGCAGAGAAGAAAUCUGUUAUAGCACAGGUAUUGAUGUAUUGAAUAUUCAUUCAUUCACUCAGUGAGCAUUUAAUCAAGACUUGCUGUGUGCCAGGCAUUGCUCCCCAUGCUGAGGAUAUAGAAACAAAUACACAAAAACCCAGUCCCUGUCAUCAAAAUGUUUUCCUUCUAUUGGAAGAAACAUCAAACAAAAGUCAUCUUCUUAACAUGCUCACAAAGUAGAUAGGAAGUCAUCUCAGGGAGAAGAAAGUAUCAAGUGAAGACAAGGGGAAAGCUGUCUGGGAGGAGAUAGGGCAUGAAUCUGUGUGCUUCAGGAAGAUCCUUUUGGCAGCUGCCUGGGUGAUGGAUUUGAAAUGGGCAAGACUUAAGACAAGAGACCCAUUAGGAAGCUAUUGCGAUUCUUUUACUGAGAGGCAAUGGAGGGCUAAGCUGAGUGGGGAAUGGGGACAGAAAAGAUGUUGCCACUAAGAUUAUAACUCCCAAUAUAACUGUGUACAAUAAUAUCCUGAUACAAUUUGGCCAACUGAGAAAGCCCCCAAUGGGCAAAAUGAAUCACUCUGCCAGCGACUAUCAGCCUUAGGAGAGAGUUCUACCCUAUAUUUUAACUGGUCCUGUUUCAUCAGUAGAGGGAACUCCCAAUGAGAAACAUCUCUCUACUGAUGCAGGAAGGGGAUGAAACAUUGCAGACUAGGGAGGGAUCAAAAUGAAGUUAAGUAUAUGGUAAGGAGUGGGAUCGCAAGGGACAUAGAGAUGGAAGAUUCUACAUCGUUGCAUCCAACCGCCUCUCCUAUCGAGAUUCAGCAACUUGGCAGAAGUGACUGGAUGGAAUCACCCCAUAAGAAGCUGUGUGUCCAGUCCCAUUUCUGUGACCUCCAGCUCCUCCAUCUUGCUGGCCUCCAAGCACUUCAAGAGAAUUUGAGGGGAAUGAGAGAGACAGCGCCAACAAGAAGCCCGUCCUCCCCAGAGAUGCUUUACCUAGAGAGCUAUCUAACCAAAAGAGGCAGCAGAGAAACUCCCAGAAGUUAGAGAAAAGAACUCAGCAGAGACAAUACUCUACUGGAAUCCCUUAAUCUCAGUUCCCGACAUCCAGAGCUGAGGAUCACUCUCUGUCUUCCUGCCAUCACUGGUGAGGCAACUCUUUUGACUGCUCGGUUCUCUUGUUAGAGCCUGUAAUAUUCUAGAUGAGAGACUCUAGUAUUAUAUGGGACGACCUUUGCAAAACAAUACUACUAAUGCAAACAGUUAAGACCUCCCCAAAUGGGGAAUAUUCCAUAGAAAUCUAUAACCAUCUUCUAGAGACCUUUGUUUGCUGAUAUAUGGCUAAUGUAUUUCAAGACAUGUAUGUUUUUGUUUGUUUGGGGGAGUUUUGUUUUAUUCUGCUGUUUUGCAUAGAACUAGGACCAAACAAGAUGCCAAGUGCCACUUGAGGUCAGAUACACUUCUCGGCCUGUAUUUUUCUGUCUCCAUCAGUGGCAAAACUAAGGGUGAACUUUUAUGAACAGGAUAGAUGCCUUUAAAGAGUAGAUACUUUUCCAGCUGUGGAAAUGUUCUGAAACAUGUGCACAUGUGCACACACACACACACACACACACACACACACGAACCAUAGUGUAGCAGGAAAGGGCAUUGGACCCAGAGCCAUGGGGAAAGCUGGGUUCUGUUCUUAGUUCUGCUGCUAAUUAGCUAUAUAAUCCAGAGUGAAUUAUUUUCCCCUCUCUGGAUCUGUUUUCCCAUCUGUAAAAUGAAUGGAGUAAAGACUAGAUUUUUGCUAAGGUCCCUUCCAGCUCUAAUAUUCUGGGAUUCCUAAGAAAAUGGUGGAACUCAGUAAGCAUGAGGCUUAUUCAUCCUCUCCAGAGCCCUUUUCCUUUCCAAUAAAUUGCCUUCCAUCACUUUGCUGGGGCUCUCCCAAAACACAAAAAUAUGUUGAAGAAAAAAAUCUCUUAAAGGCAAUGUAGCAAUCCUGGUCAUAACUGUUCCAAUUGCCCUGGUGAUAAACAUCCUUGGUGGUCUUCCCACAAGGCUUCAUUUUCAUUUUUUUUUUUUUACAGAUUGACUCAUUUAUAAUUCUGUGUAUGUACGUAUCUAUGUAA